Molecule: messenger RNA, 3964 nt
Organism: Pungitius pungitius (ninespine stickleback)
Lineage: Eukaryota; Metazoa; Chordata; Actinopteri; Perciformes; Gasterosteidae
Gene: ntrk2b
Product: neurotrophic tyrosine kinase, receptor, type 2b
Exons: 19
Coding region: 37-2421 (794 amino acids)
Biological process (GO): multicellular organism development; cell surface receptor protein tyrosine kinase signaling pathway; protein phosphorylation
Cellular component (GO): axon; signaling receptor complex; plasma membrane
Molecular function (GO): brain-derived neurotrophic factor receptor activity; ATP binding; brain-derived neurotrophic factor binding
Source: RefSeq, a predicted model, not a curated record
GGGGGGGGGAUUCGUGGGACAUCAUUUGGACCUGCGAUGGACUCCAGCGCGGGGGAAUAUGGCAUGGCUCGUUUCGGAUUGCUCUUGGUUUUGAUGGGGCUGUGGACACUUGGCGAUGCUUGCCCCGCAUCCUGCACUUGCAGCAUCUCACGGAUUGUUUGUAACGAUUCUGUACCGGGGAUCGAGGAUUUCCCUGUCCUCACGUUAGAUGACAUGGAAAACAUCACCGAGAUAUACAUUACGAAUCAAAACAGACUGUUUGACAUCAACGACAACAGUCUGAGGCAUUACAUCAACCUGAGGAACCUAACAGUGACCAAGACGAGAUUGACGUCUUUAUCGUCGGAUGCAUUUUUCAACAAUACGAGACUCCAAUAUGUAAAUCUCAGAGACAACAACCUAUCAACGCUGUCAUGGAGAACAUUUCAGAGCUUCAACACAACAUACCCACUCAUGCUGUCGGGUAACCCUCUGGAUUGUGUUUGUGAGAACAUAUGGAUCAAACUGAGGCUCCUUGAAGAAACCGACAGCCCUGAUCUGACAUGCAUAGACGACCGAGGAGCGCCGAAGGCCUUCACUAGCCUCUCCCCACCGGACUGUGUGGUUCCCAAAGUAGAGGUCACCCCGAAAUCCGUGACGAUGAUGCAGGGGAGUAAUGUCAAAGCGGUGUGCAGCGCCUCAGGCUCCCCUCCUCCAGAGAUCCUGUGGAACCUCGAUUGGCUCUCCACCCACCACGAGAUUGACCCUUCGGAUAUGGAGAGCAGCAUCACCUUGUCGGACCUGUCUCCUGAUGAUAAUGGCAAGGUGAUCAUAUGCAGUGCUGAGAACAUGGUCGGUCAGACUGAGGCUACCCUUCAACUCAAUAUUCUCUUUGCCCCCACCAUCCAGCAGCUGCUGGGGCCCGAGCGCGACCACCACUGGUGCAUCCCGUUCAGCGUGACGGGGAACCCCAAGCCGGAGCUGCAGUGGUACCACGAGAACGUGGCUCUCCUGGAGCAGGACUUCAUGCGCACCAGGAUCCACCUGUCCACCGAGAGCGAGUACCACGGCUGCCUGCAGCUGGUCAACCCCACGCACAUCCACAACGGCGUCUACAGGCUGGUGGCCAAGAAUGAGUACGGGCGGGACGAGAAGAAGGUCUCGGCGCAGUUCAUCGACCCGCCUUACGUCAACCACACAGAAGAGACCUUCUACGAAUAUCCUACUGAGUCCCCGCUCCCUCCGCUCGAGGACAGCGUUGCAGUGUACGUCGUUGUGGGAAUCGCGGGCGUGGCCUUGACCGGCUGCGUUCUGAUGGUGAUCAUUCUGAAAUACGGAAGAAACUCAAAGUUUGGUCUUAAAGGCUCCUCCUCAGUCAUCAGCAAUGACGAUGACUCUGCCAGCCCUCUUCAUCACGUCUCCAAUGGCAACAACACCCCGUCGUCCUCGGAGAUGGGUCCAGACGCGGUGAUCAUUGGGAUGACAAAGAUUCCCGUCAUUGAGAACCCGCAGUACUUCCGUAACUCCGGCAGCAUGCUGAAAUCCGACACGUUUGUCCAGCACAUCAAGAGACACAACAUUGUACUGAAGCGGGAGCUGGGCGAGGGAGCCUUCGGGAAGGUGUUUCUCGCUGAGUGCUACAACCUGACCCCGGACCAGGAGAAGCUCCACGUAGCGGUGAAGACUCUGAAGGAGGCCAACGAGAGCGGCCGGGCGGACUUCUACAGGGAGGCCGAGCUCCUCACCAACCUGCAGCACGAACACAUCGUCACCUUCUACGGCGUGUGUGUGGAGAGCGACCCGCUCAUCAUGGUGUUUGAGUACAUGAAGCACGGGGACCUGAACAAGUUCCUCAGGUCCCACGGCCCUGAUGCGGUGCUAAUGGCAGACGGUCAACACUGUAUCCAGGUGGAGCUCACCCAGUCCCAGAUGCUGCACAUUGCCCAACAGAUUGCGGCUGGCAUGGUCUACCUGGCCUCCCAGCACUUUGUGCACAGAGACUUGGCAACCAGGAACUGCCUGGUAGGAGAAAACCUGCUGGUCAAGAUAGGCGACUUUGGCAUGUCCCGAGAUGUUUACAGCACAGACUACUACAGAGUGGGCGGUCACACGAUGCUGCCGAUCCGCUGGAUGCCCCCGGAGAGCAUCAUGUACCGGCGGUUCACCACAGAGAGUGACGUGUGGAGCCUCGGCGUGGUGCUGUGGGAGAUCUUCACCUACGGCAAGCAGCCCUGGUACCAGCUGUCCAACAAUGAGGUGAUCGAGUGCAUCACCCAGGGCCGCGUGCUGCAGCGGCCCCGGACGUGUCCCAAAGAGGUGUACGACCUGAUGCUGGGCUGCUGGCAGAGGGAGCCCUACAUGAGGCUCAACAUCAAGGAGAUCCACAGCAUGCUCCAGAGCCUGGCCAAGGCCUCGCCCGUCUACCUGGACAUCCUGGGCUGAGGCGCCGCUGUUCCUACGUCACUGAGGCUGUUGUUUUCGUCCGUGGAAACCAAAACGCGUACAUAUGUGUGGGAAGGCAUACAAAUGAAGGAAACCCGAUCAUCAGAACCACUGAUCUCUGGGUUGCUCUCUACAUUCAUCGCAUUAAAUCAUCUCGUGUAAUCCAUUUAUCUGGGAACGAAAGGGAAGACACGGUGUCUCCGUAAUGGACACGACUCUGUACAUAAGAGCUUUCUCUCCUUUCGGCACUCGGCAACAUAUUCUGCAGGAAUAUUCCAAAAGAUACUCAUCAAGUUUUUUUUCUUUCUUUUUUUUCUUUUUUAUAUCUCCGACUAUUUUAAUAUUGACUCUGUUUUCACACCUCACUGUUGAUUUCAAAUUUGUGCUUUCUCCGACAUCCACAGAAACCUCGUACAACGUUUAACGUGAAAUCAGAAACCCAGUUUCCCAUCGACGCCUGAAGGUCAGAGGUUGUACAACACGAGGGCCAAUCACUAUUUCCAAUAACGCCAUCAUCAUCAUCAUCAUCAUCAUCAUACGCCACAUUUCAUGUAAAUACCUACGCACCAGGCCGUCCAUAUUUAAAAAGCGGCGUUUCAAACGUUGUCAGAGUGCUCUGCGACAUUUCACCACCACCCUUUCGUUUGAUGUAUCUAAAGCACAGAGAGGAUGACGACUCGCAGGUACAAUUGAGCUACAAAAAGAAAAAAAAGACAGAAGAUGAGCACAGUUUUGUUUGACUUUUUCAUUCACCGGCGACGCCAUUUAGCUGUUGUUCCGAGGCCCGUUUCUUUAUAUAUAUAUAUAUAAAGAAAGGCUCAAAUCGUAAAGCAAGCGUGGCGGUGCGAGUGUACACACUUAAUAACCCCUUAUCCCAUUUCCAUAUGGAGACAAUACGUUAUGUUGAGUGCACUUUGUAGCGUUACUUAACCCCCCCCCCCCCCCCCCCUCCCCUUAAUGCACAACCAGAGCGGCUGACCACUCUCCGCCUCGACCUCGACUGCACUCACUUACGAAAAACAAACAAAAGCAUUUUAAACCCGUGAGCGAGGCGAGGCCCCCGCCUCCAAACCCGUCCACCCGGCAGCGUCCCUCCGUGUCCUCGUCCCAGCGCCGAAGGGGCCACGUGUCCGCUGUACAUAACCUCGCCGUCCGUUCUGUACAGCUCUGAUAUUUGUCUAUAUCAAUAGUAGGCUAUGUUUAAUAGUAUAAUCUGUUUUAAGCAGGUAUCACGUCAAAAACCUUGUGACAUCUAUUGAAGACGACGCGUUAUGGGCCGCUGGCAAUACAUACUAUGUGUAAAUACGGUUUGAUUUGUGCUACAUUGUAUACUUUUUUUUUUUUUUUUUGUGCUCGUUCAUAAUACCGGUGAGAAAUACAAUUCUUUCUUUUUGGGGCAACUUUUGAUCUGCAGAGGACUUUAUUUGAACAAUGUGUUUUUUUCUCUGAAGAAAAAAAUAGAAAAAAAAAAAAAAGAAAAAAACCAGACGAAGAAAAGAAAUAAAGAAAAGCGAUCUCUUUCCUCUCCACUGUGACGGGGAGG